Molecule: messenger RNA, 231 nt
Organism: Plasmopara halstedii
Lineage: Eukaryota; Oomycota; Peronosporomycetes; Peronosporales; Peronosporaceae
Exons: 2
Coding region: 1-231 (76 amino acids)
Source: RefSeq, a predicted model, not a curated record
AUGAGUGAUGCUUUCUCUUCAAAAGAAGAGACUGGGAUCGCGCCUCUUACUAGCGAAAUGGGCCGGCCUUGCUUUAAGCCCAGUAUUCUGGCCAGCGGUACUUCAAGAAGGUUUUGUGGAGAUAAACAGCAGCAAGAGCUUGAUGUGGCAACACUUCUUAGGAGUGUGAACAGUGAAUUAGACAGUGUGGAUGAAGUGACUUUUGCAGCCUUCAUUCCACUCUCGGUAUGA